Messenger RNA from Anopheles coustani, 1518 nucleotides. RefSeq names its product electron transfer flavoprotein subunit alpha, mitochondrial (gene wal). The transcript has 2 exons. Gene Ontology annotation, cellular component: mitochondrion. Bases 121 to 1125 code for a protein of 334 amino acids. Lineage: Eukaryota; Metazoa; Arthropoda; Insecta; Diptera; Culicidae. The record is from RefSeq and is a predicted model, not a curated record. Gene Ontology annotation, molecular function: flavin adenine dinucleotide binding; electron transfer activity.
GGCAACAAAAUCGCCAGCUCGAGAAAGAUCGCAUUCAUCAAGUUCAUCUCCGGCUCCAUCGAGGUCUCGUUUGUUUGAAGAUCGUUUUUAAUUAAGUUAAUUGAAUUCCUUUGUCGCACAAUGUUUGCUCGUUGCUCCUCGUCACUCGUUCGCCCCUCGGUACAGGUAAGAAUUUUCCGCCGGUUCCAGAGUACACUUGUGGUGGCGGAGCACAACAAUGAAACCCUCAACCCGAUCACGGCCAACGCGGUGACGGCCGCGAAGAAACUCGGCGGUGAUGUGACGGUGCUGGUCGCCGGCACCAAGGUCGGUCCCGUGUCGGAAGCGGCCGCCAAGCUGGACGGUGUUGCUAAGGUGCUCGUCGCCGAGGGAGACGCCUACAAGGGCCUGCUGGCCGAAUCACUCACCCCGCUCGUGCUGGCCACACAAAAUCAGUUCAAGUUCACCCACAUCGUGGCCGGUGCCACCGCCUUCGGAAAGGCUGUCCUCCCCCGGAUCGCCGCCAAGCUGGAUGUUUCCCCGAUUUCGGAAAUCGUCGAGGUAAAGUCGGCGGACACGUUCGUGCGCACGAUCUACGCCGGUAACGCGAUCCAGACGCUGAAAUCCAAGGACCCGGUCAAGGUGAUCACGGUACGAGGAACGAACUUCGAGGCGACCGGCGCUGCUGGCAGCCCGGCAGCCAUCGAGAAAGCCCCGGAAGGCGACUUCGCCAGCAAGACGACGGAGUUCGUGAGCCAAGAACUGACCAAGUCCGAUCGACCCUCGCUAACGGCGGCCAAAAUCAUCAUCUCCGGUGGACGUGGCAUGAAGUCGGGCGACAAUUUCAAGAUGCUGUACGAUCUGGCAGACAAGUGGGGCGCAGCUGUAGGAGCAUCCCGGGCGGCCGUCGAUGCCGGGUACGUUCCGAACGAUCUGCAGAUCGGCCAGACGGGUAAGAUCGUGGCCCCGGAGCUGUACGUCGCCGUCGGUAUAUCCGGUGCUAUCCAGCAUCUUGCCGGCAUGAAGGACUCGAAAACGAUCGUGGCCAUCAACAAGGACCCGGAGGCACCGAUUUUCCAAGUCUCCGACUACGGUCUAGUGGCCGACCUGUUCAAGGUGAUCCCGGAGAUUAACGAAAAGUGUUAGAACGAGACAGGAAAACAAAGGAUCCCUCCGGACGAACGUUAUCACACCCCGUGCCGCGAGGAUAUUCUGCAACCACCGGUGAAUAUUCCGAAAGCCAACACAAGACGAUCAGUAAUGUAAAUGUAUCGUUUUCUGUUAAUUUUAGGCGCAAAAAUUUAGCUACAGUAUAUAACAUAUAGGUUUCACAAAAAAGCUAGUAGUUGUUGGGUCCAUUUUCCACCCGAUGCGGCACCGGCCGUAGCGCCACCGUUGGGUGGUAUCACGGAUUUACUUCUUCGGUGCAAUAAUUCCUUCCAGUUGAGCCUACAAGAAGAGUUGGCAAAUAUUGUUUUAUAGAGUCAGGGUAAAAGUAUUUGUCAAUAAAUGUUUCCGUUUUCAUAAAACAGAGUCGAA